Theobroma cacao (cacao) is the source of this 1292-nucleotide messenger RNA. It is a transcript of the gene TLP-3, whose product is annotated as thaumatin-like protein 3. The record is from RefSeq and is a predicted model, not a curated record. Lineage: Eukaryota; Viridiplantae; Streptophyta; Magnoliopsida; Malvales; Malvaceae.
CCGAACCCAACAUGGGAUUCAGCGUUCGACUAUCUUAACCGACCACGAAAAGACAGGCGCCAAACAGUAUGUAAAAAAGAAAAAUUAUUUGAUAAUUUGCUCAAUGCUCUAAAAGAGAAUCCGAAACAGAGCAGAGGUUACAAAAAUCUAAGAAAUUCAAAAUUUACUGGAUGAUCUCCAAGAGACCCCAAAAUCUAAUCUUGGUCACGAAAAGAUAGGACGAAGAUUUAAUAUAUCGGUGGACCCUGGUAUAAAUACAGGAAAUUUCUAUAUUAACUCGCCCCACCGGAUCAGAAUCCUCUGCUCCAAUCACUCCAAGCCUCUCCCUCCUUUCAUUUUCUUCCUCACAGAAACCGUAAUGGCGAUUUUCUCCAGGGUUUAUCUUGUUCUUUUUCUAUUCAAUCUCCUCUCAUUUGGGACGAUAUUUGCUUCAGCAACUCUGUUCACGCUCCAAAACCAUUGCAGUUUCACUGUGUGGCCCGGUUCUCUCUCAGGAAACAGCGCUGCCCUUGGUGACGGCGGUUUUGCAUUGCCACCUGGUUCGUCAGCCAAAUAUCAGGCUCCACCCGGUUGGUCUGGUCGCUUCUGGGGUCGAACCGGCUGCACAUUCGACAACUCUGGCUCUGGCAAAUGCAUAACCGGUGACUGCGAUGGCGUGCUGAAGUGCACCGGCGGUGGUGCGCCACCCGUCACCUUGGUAGAGUUCACCAUUGCCGGAGACUCUAGUGAUAAGGACUUUUACGAUGUUAGCCUCGUGGAUGGCUACAACGUUGCCUUAGGAGUCAAGGCAGUUGGUGGCACAGGGGAUUGCCAGUAUGCAGGCUGCGUCACCGAUCUCAACACAAACUGCCCGACUGAGUUGCGGGUCAUGGACUCGGGUUCCAUCGUCGCUUGUAAAAGCGCCUGCGCUGCGUUCAACGCGCCGGAGUUUUGUUGCACCGGCGAUCACGCUACUCCCCAGACCUGCUCACCAACACAGUACUCGGAGAUGUUCAAGAACGCAUGCCCCACGGCUUAUAGCUAUGCAUACGAUGAUGCCUCUAGCACUCGCACUUGCUCCGGCUCGGAUUACUUGAUCACAUUCUGUCCAACCGAGUCAUGAACAUGAUCUUGAUUCAUGUCUGAACCCAUAUUAAUUUGGUAUUCAUUACUUUCUUUGGAAAAUUUGAUGUGUGGGAUUGUGGGUAUUUAUUGAUUUAGAUUGCUAUUGUAAGUUACAAUAUUGAAACCAAAUUGUUUGCUUCAUUUGCCUACAAAUAGAUGAAUUAAGUAUGGUGUUUUUAGUUAGCAAA